AUGACAUCAUCAAUGCACGUGACCAGCCCUCGCCUGGUGCUAAUAAAAGAUAUGACACCCCAAAUGAAGAAUUUUGAAUGCGAAGUGAUUGUGAUUCAAAAGGACCCUGAACCCCACUUUACUCGUCUUGGUGAAGGGAUCUAUAAAGCUCUGGUAGCUGAUCGUACAGCAAGCAUUUCACUUAAUGUGUUUGGAACCAAAGGAAGUUUACUUAAGCAUGGCGAUAUAUUGCACAUCCGGGGAGCGCAGAACAGAUUAUAUCAAGGGCAGUUGAGCCUUUCGGUCAUGAAAGAAGGUGACAUCAAAAGAAUAGGCCAAGACACUUUCCCGUUUGUAGAAAAGCCCAAUCUAUCGGAAGCUGAGAUUACACCGCACCGAGCACCCAAUCAGUUCAGACAAGAUCAAGCCUCGUUUCCUGAUCAAUCCCAACGAGCAGUCAAUCCUCAAAGACUUGCCAAUCGUCCUCAGCGUGGCCAUGGAAACUUUUCAAAGGGAAGAAAACCUAGAUCUGGCAACCAGCGUGAUCUAGACCAACCUACAGACAAUAGAAUCCCGAACAACAACAACAACAACAACAAUAUAAUAGUAAUAGUAAUAGUAACAAUUAACAAUAACAACAAUAACAACAACAUCAUCAAGGCUCCAUCAAGAGACCCUCGUCUAAAGCGACCUGCAGAUACCCAACCUCUUGAGAUACAGCAAAAGACACGUCGGAAGAAUCCACAUCAUAUUUGGUUUGUUUUGGUCAUGACUAUUUGGAUUGUACUUGAAGUAUGGGGUUCUUUGUUAGAUGAAUAA
Messenger RNA from Phycomyces blakesleeanus NRRL 1555(-), 798 nucleotides. RefSeq lists its product as hypothetical. The transcript is spliced from 6 exons. Bases 1 to 798 code for a protein of 265 amino acids. The record is from RefSeq and is a predicted model, not a curated record. Gene Ontology annotation, molecular function: DNA binding. Gene Ontology annotation, biological process: mitotic cell cycle checkpoint signaling; double-strand break repair via homologous recombination; response to ionizing radiation. Lineage: Eukaryota; Fungi; Mucoromycota; Mucoromycetes; Mucorales; Phycomycetaceae. Gene Ontology annotation, cellular component: SOSS complex.